Messenger RNA from Tympanuchus pallidicinctus (lesser prairie-chicken), 4800 nucleotides. Its product is annotated as malignant fibrous histiocytoma-amplified sequence 1 homolog. Gene Ontology annotation, molecular function: protein binding. The record is from RefSeq and is a predicted model, not a curated record. The transcript has 11 exons. NCBI's taxonomy places the organism in Eukaryota, Metazoa, Chordata, Aves, Galliformes, Phasianidae. The coding region runs from base 2096 to 4663 and encodes 855 amino acids.
GGAGGAGGACUGCUUUUCUUCUCAAGAAGCAGGAGGUCUUGCAUGUGUAAUAACUUCAUCUGGCUUUCUUUAAAAGCACCCCUUGUUCACAUGUACUGCAGAGCAACCAAUGUUUAAGUGAUCCUUUGAAAUACUUAGAAAUACAUUCAACACCUUUCUGCUUUUGCCUGUGUUAGGAAGAGGGAAAGCAUUAAACAAGGAAGCUGAAGAGAAGAAUUGCCUGUUUCUUUCCAAGGGAACUACAUAUGAAUAUAGCUGGUCUGUUGGAACACUUAGCAGUAAUUCUGAGUGCACAUGGAAACUACCUUCUUUGGUCCUGCUGCUCAUCUUACAGAGAAAACAGGCUCCCUGGGAUGAUUGUUUCAUCAAGCACUUUUUCGACCCUGUAUUUUUCCUGAUGAGCAUGGGAUUAACUCACAAAAAAAUAGCAGGACCCCUCAUCUGUUGCUGACAUGCCUGACUCUUCAGUGAGCUCUGAUCUUCUGACCUCUAUCGUGAGGUUUCUGAGAGGUUUCUAUCUGCAUACUUGCAUAGUAUAAUUUUGACUGUGCUGGGUUUGGGCUUUGUUUUUAUCCCCAAUCUGGCCUAGCAAAACACCUCACUGCCACGUUUCAGCAUCCUAAGAUGUGCUGUUGACAAGCCCAGAGCAUUUUGCGGUGGUUUUUCCUGCUCUGUUCUUCUGAUGAAAGUAUAAAUAGAAUAUGAACAAAGAAUUAGUAAGUUCUGGGUUCCUUUGAAAAUUUUGGAAUGAAUCCUCUUUUUUGGCAUACUAUUCUCCUUAGUACCUCAAGAGAAUUUAUCUGGUAGAGAAGUCUUAGUUUUAGAGCUAAACUUUUUCUCCAAUCUAUAUCUAAUGGGUAGGUAUGGGAUUGUAAAUAGAAAUGCUGCUUAUAGAAUUCUUGACAAAAUAAAGUUCAGAAACCUUUGUGGCAUUGUUGAUACAAGAGGAGAGCUUGAUCUACAUUGUCAAUAUACUUAAAUUGAAAAUGAAAUGCUUUUGGGUUGUCGUAGGAAUGACUCUGGAGUAACCCACAUACACAGAGAAGGGCAGCUAGUGUGAAAAAUAAGGUUUAAUUAAAUAAUGGAAGCAACUAUGCUCUUGGUGAGAGAGACCAUAACAAACACUCUGGUUUCUCCUCAGUCUGAUUUUCUGCAUUAAAUGUUUGGUGGGUCGUAGCCUUGAAUUAACAGUAAAGAUUGCACCCUGGCACAAAGGUAUAUCAGCAGUGUAUCUAUUAGUGCUGUUAUGUUUUAAUGACAUCUGCACCUCCGUUGCCUAGGAGAGCACUGAAAAACCCACACUGCAAGUGCUAACCCUUAAGUUAUGUGAGGAAGAAUACUGAUUCUUUCAUUCUAUCUACUGUUGAAAAUAAACUCAUGAAAUUGCCCCACUCAGGGGCUGCCUUAUGCUGAGAAACACACCUAAAAAUGCCUUUUCCAACACGUUACACAAAUUAUUUUUCUCGUAUUCUGUUGGCAUUCUUUUUGUUUUCUGCCUUCCUUGGAUUGGGUGCUUCCACCUACUUAGUGGAAGAAGUUCUGUUUAUUGAAUGCAUGCCACAGUUGGGUAGCAAUGUAACCUGUUGCUGUCCUUCCCCUGCUUGUCAACACCACCAGUGGAGGUUGACUUGAGACCUGCUCCCACGUGAUCUUCGUCACGUAGAUGACUUCUAGAGUGACUUUGGGAGAGGAGAUCUUUGUAAGAAUGAGCUCUCUGAGUUUUUGUGUAGUACUAUUGAAACAAUUCAGUUGCUAUGCAGUUUUGCUGUUUUUCUGUCUGAAAAGAGAAUGCAAAUAGUGGAGGGCCUGAGAAGGGGUCGGCUCCCAAGUCCUCGAAAUUCCAGGCACUUAGUAAUAGGAGACUGGGAUCCCUUCUUCCUGCUACUUGAGCAUGGUGAACGAGGGCUUGGUUUCUGCCCAGGGGUGCUUGGGUUAUUAGGAGCUGCCCUGCGGACGGAUGGAGAAAGAGAGGGUGGUGUUGCCAGGCAGAGCACAGGGAGGAGGGGAGCCGGGCAAGAGGAAACGAAAGGGAGAGGCUGAGCAAACGGAGGAUCCAGCCUGAGCAAAGGGAGGAUCCAGUGGGUGCUACAGAGCCAUGGCCCAGCCCAGAGCCUUUCAGGAGCAGGACUGUUUGCGGGAGGUGACGCUCUCUACCCAAAGGCUGCGGGUGCUGCCUCCAGCAGUCCUCAGUAAUCCUGCUCUGGAAAGCCUUGACCUCGACAGGAACAAACUCAGGAGCAUCACCGGCAUUUCCAAACUUGGCAACCUGAAGAAGCUCAUCGUAUCCAAGAACGAGAUUGUGGACUUUCCCAAUGAAAUCCAGAGCCUGGUCUAUUUAGAGAAGCUUGAACUGAAUCAGAACCAGAUCCGAGUCAUCCCAGAGGGCAUCUUCUGCCAUCUCCCCAGGCUUAAACACUUGCGGCUCAACAACAACCGCCUUGGUGCUCUUCCCAGGGACCUGGCAGCUUGUCGAGACAGCCUGCAGUACCUCAACAUCUCCAACAACCUGUUCCGAACCUUCCCCCAGCCUGUCCUGCAGCUGGCGAACCUACAGGAGCUCCAUGUGCAGAACAAUGCCCUUCGCCAGCUCCCCAGGGAGCUCUUCCAGGGACAAUCCCUGAAAAUGUUCAAGGCCAACGGGAACCCGCUCAGGGAGCCACCCAGUGAGGUCUGUGCUGGUGGCAUCCAGCAGAUCCUGAAUUAUUUCAGCCAGCUUCAACACGGUUCAGGGCAGGAGGACAAGAGGAUCAAGACCAUGUUCCUGGGUGCCUCGCUGGCUGGGAAAUCUACCAUCUGCAGAAGCCUGAAGCAGAGGCAAGCCAAACUGGUGCCCAAGGAAGAGCGAACAGUUGGCAUAGAAAUCAGUGAGUUCAGGCUUGAAGACUUCACCUUUCUCUUCUGGGACUUUGCUGGCCAGCUGGAGUAUUACAUGACGCACCACGUGUUCAUCACACCACAGGCACUCGUCAUCCUUGUCAUCAACCUCCACAUGUACCAGACUAAUGAUGAUGCUUUCAAGGACCUUGUUGGCUUCUGGAUCAACAACCUGUUCAUGCGAGUCCCAAACUCUGUGGUGCUUCCUGUGGGAACCCAUGUGGACUGCUGUCAGAAGCAAGAGGUGGAGGAGAAGAGGUCCAACAUCAUGGCCAAGAUUGCGGCCAUGCUGGCGGAGAGGAAGAGCAACCUCACUCACUUCAUCAACAAUCUGGAGGACAGUGAGGAACCUGAGGUUUAUGUGGACCAGUGGGAGAGGCUGAAGGAGAUGGAGAGUUGCACAUUAACUAUCUUAGAUCUGGUUGCUGUCAACUGCAGAGAUCACCGUGACAUCAAAAAGCUUGAAGCCACAAUUCUGGCUUAUGUGAAGAAUGAGGAGCUAUUCCCUGAGGUUGUCCGUGUGCUGCCGCCCGUCUACCGGGAGGUAGAAGCUGCCAUUGUGGACAUCAUCCAGAGUGAGGAGAUGGCAGACCAUGGCAUGAUGGACCUCCAGUACCUGCUCAGCGAACUCUCCCAGCGAGAGCACCUGGCCAACCUGGACAGAGAGCUCCUUCAGGAUAUCCUGCGCUACCUCCACCGCAUUGGCCUUCUCGUGUGGUACGAAGAAAUCAAGCACCUGGAAAGCACUGUCUUUCUGCAGCCCACCUUCCUAAUUACUACAUUCAAGCUCCUUGUGAGGGACCGCCUGGUCCAGCAGCUGGAGAGCAUCUCUGUGGAGGUGCUGAUUGCGGAACAUGCCACCAUCAGGGACAGGUCCAACUGGGUGUGGGCCUUCAAGUCAAAGGCAAUGCUAUGCCACCAGGCAGUGCGUGCUUUGGUGAAGUACCAGCUCUUUUCGGAAGGGAUGCAGGACAUCUUUGAGGAGAUCAUGGGGGACAGGACCCGCAGGGGGAAAGGGAAGCUCUUCAGCCUCCUGGAGCACUUCGAGCUCUGCCUGGAGGUGAGGCAAGCCAAAGCACUCAAUCCUCAGGCCAGUGAGUUUGUGCCCGGGAAGACAUGGGAGACAACACAGGACCAAAGUGAGUCCUGGUACUUGUUCCCAACCUACCUAAACCAGACUGAAGAGGUUGCUGAGGUGUGGGGAGGAGAUCACCAUGAGGACCUCCACAUCCGUACCUACUUCUCACCUGAGAUACCUGAGGGCUUCUUCCACAGGUUCCUUGUGAAAGCUUGCUCCUUCUACUCCACGCAUUGGGUGGCCAAGGCAACCUGCCUGCUCAUAUGCAAUGGCAAACCUCUGCUGAUUAAAGAGAACAACCAGCGGGCAUACAGCUACCUGGAGCUGAGAUGCAGGAAGCCAGCAGGAGCAACAGCAUUCCAGCUUGCUUGGGACUUCCUCGUGGCGGGUGUGUUUAUCAUCCAGAAGCUCUCUGAAGAGUGGCCAGGGCUGCAUGUAUGUGUGAAGACCCCUUGUCGCACGGCCGGAUGUCCCGCAGAGCUCAUCUGGCCAGAUAUGGAUGGCAAAACCCCCAUGACAAAGGAAGAUGUUAAAACCUGUGGAACAUGUGGGCAUCGGUUUGGUGUAGAGCUGCUCUUACCCAAAGUGCCUGGGCAGCCAGAAGCACCCCCAGCACAGCCCCCUGUCCACUACUAUGUGACCAGCUACGGCACCACUACCUUUGGGCCCAGCAGCAUCCAUGUCACCCGGCAGAACAUCACCAGUGAAUGACUGCAGGCCAGGAGGGAGGAAAGCUCGAAUGGAAGACAAAAGAAUUGUUUUUAAGCUGAAGUCAAGCUCUCCUCAGCACACUGAGCUUACAAGUACUGCUUACAUCCUUACUGCAGGGCAAUAAAUCCAUAAAUGAA